CGGAGUGAGUAUCCGCUGCUGGAAACGAGACACCAGAACGGGCUACAUUCGCUACAAAGCCGUGAACAAUGCCGGUCUACAACUCCAAAACUCAAUCGGGUUGUUGGGUCGUGCCAAGAUUUAUGCAAGCCCCAACCUGUUUGGCCCAAUUGCCGGACCAUCUUUAGCCUCGAGGCAUUUUGCCUACUGUUCAUGUUCGCCAAAAAACGGUGUGCAAAAGCUCUCUCUCCUUCUCCACAUUUCAGGCGUUGAUAGUUUUCUUCUUGCUCCUCCAAUAAAGACGCUUUGGUUUUGUGCAAAAAUUCAACUUUGGGCUUGCAAGCAGUCAAGCCAAUUUAGGCAUCGCUGGCUCUGCGAUCUCAAUCCAGCAUGUUUUUAUUGUGCUCCGAAAUGA
This is a messenger RNA of Protopolystoma xenopodis, 394 nucleotides long. The record is from the annotation of a GenBank genome assembly. Lineage: Eukaryota; Metazoa; Platyhelminthes; Monogenea; Polystomatidea; Polystomatidae.